GGAGGGAGGCGCUCCAGUCCCGCUGUGGCGCGUCGGCCGGCCGCCCGCCCGCAGGCAAGCACAUCAGCGCAUUGUGCAGGAGCAGGCACGACGUAGCUCAACCUUCAGCGGAACAAAUGAGCUGCAAAAGUACCAUUUGGUGUGGACUCAUUGAGGGCGGACGCGCGCCGUCGAAGCCAGAAGCUCUGUAAGCGACACGACGACGACUGGGACGUUCGCUUCCCGUUCAAUGGUCCUCGCUUCCUCCGCCGCUGAGUGUGCUGGCCUAAAGGAACAACCCAUAAUGCACAUAAGACCCGCCUGCUUUGCAACCACACCUACUUCCUGUCUGUAGAGGAAGAGGCUGUGCCAGGAUGUCCUCUCAUCCCCAGUCUGUGCCACCGGGCCGGAGAACUAUGGACACGCGGCACCUGCCGAACCCCGCCACGUUACCGUUGCAGCUCCAGCGGGCGCACACGGAAGUCGGAAUGGUGGACUACCACUCCCAUCAUGCCCGCGACUACAGCUCGCACUUGGCUCAGCCCCAUCGCCGUCGACCCUCCUUGCUUUCGGAGUUCCAACCGGGAAAUGAGAGAGGGCAAGAGCAGCAUAUCCGCUACGAACACAUCUACUUACCAGAGCCUAGCAGCCAUUCUGAGUUGGAGUUCGGUGAGAUCAAACGGCCUCGUUUGGAGAUGGGACCAGAUUCUCUGAUGAGACCCUCAUCACAUCGGCCGCAGUUGCCUCUUGGAGGACCUGAGGAUCUCGCUAAGGAUCGUGGAAGUGCCAUGGGGAAGCUUGAGCCAAUCUCCCCUGUGAGCCCUGUACACAUGGACCCUGAUUUGGAUCUGGUGCCAGCCCGCUUUUCCAAGGAAGAACUGAUCCAGAACAUGGACCGUGUCGACAGGGAGAUCACGAUGGUGGAACAGCAGAUCUGCAAGCUUCGCAAAAAACAGCAACAGCUGGAGGAGGAGGCUGCCAAACCUCACGAGCCAGAGCAGCCCAUUUCCCCUCCACCCAGCGAGGCCAAGCACCGCAGCUUGGUGCAGAUCAUCUACGAUGAGAACAGGAAAAAGGCAGAAGAGGCUCAUAGGAUACUGGAGGGACUCGGACCCAGGGUAGAACUGCCACUGUACAAUCAGCCUUCUGAUACCAAGCAGUACCAUGAGAACAUCAAAAUAAACCAGGCGAUGAGGAAAAAACUCAUCUUGUACUUCAAGAGAAGAAAUCAUGCUCGUAAGCAAUGGGAACAGAAAUUCUGCCAGCGUUACGACCAACUGAUGGAAGCCUGGGAGAAGAAGGUGGAGCGCAUUGAAAACAACCCGCGGCGCCGAGCCAAGGAGAGCAAAGUACGGGAGUACUACGAAAAACAGUUCCCAGAGAUUCGGAAGCAGAGAGAGAUUCAGGAACGAAUACAGAGCCGCGUUGGGCAGCGAGGGGCCGGCCUGAGCUCCUCUGCGGCUCGCAGCGAACACGAGGUCUCCGAGAUCAUCGACGGAAUAUCAGAGCACGAGAACACGGAGAAGCAAAUGCGGCAGCUGGCAGUCAUCCCGCCGAUGCUGUUCGACGCCGAGCAGCAACGCAUCAAGUUCAUCAACAUGAAUGGAUUGAUGGACGACCCCAUGAAGGUGUACAAGGAUCGGCAGGUCAUGAACAUGUGGAGCGAGCAAGAGAAGGACACUUUCAGAGAGAAAUUCAUCCAGCACCCUAAAAACUUUGGUCUGAUCGCAUCUUUCCUGGAGCGAAAGACGGUGGCGGAAUGUGUGCUGUUUUAUUAUUUGACCAAAAAGAACGAGAACUAUAAGAACAUAGUGCGAAGAAACUACAGACGGCGAGGAAGAAGCCAGCACGGCCAGCAGCAGCAGCAGCAGCAGCAACAGCAGCAGCAAGUCAAUCGAAGCAGCCAGGAAGACAAGGAAAAGGAGGAGAAAGACAAGGAAGGAGAGAGGGAGGAGGAGAAACCAGAACCUGAAGACAAGGAGGAUGGGAUGAAAGAUGAAACUUCUGGGGAAGAUGCAGAGGACAAAGAGCCCACGGUGGCCGUGAAGGGCCGACGAACAGCCAACAGCCAAGGACGGCGUAAGGGCCGAAUCACCCGCUCGAUGACCAGUGAGGUGGAGGAGACGACCGCACCGCCUGUCAACAAUGAGCUCGCCAAUCUGGAAAUGAAUGAGAGUUCUCGCUGGACUGAAGAAGAGAUGGAAACAGCCAAAAAAGGUCUUCUUCAGUAUGGUAGGAACUGGUCUGCAAUUGCCAAGAUGGUGGGAUCAAAAACUGUGUCGCAGUGUAAGAACUUCUAUUUCAACUACAAGAAGAGGCAAAAACUGGAUGAGAUUUUGCAGCAACAUAAAAUGAAAUCGGAGAAGGAACGAAAGGCUCGCCGCAGGGGCAAAAGCCUUCCAAAUGAAGAGGCCACUGCCCCGUUCACAGCAGAAGAAGAAGAGCUGGAAGGCUCAGGGGCGAGUGGCAAUGAAGAGGAGGCACCUGAAGAUGGAGAAGGUGGCGCCAACAACAGCUCGGACACGGAGAGUUUGCCAUCGCCGCAUUCCGCUGAUGACACUAAGGCCAAGGAAGAGGGUUCCAAUAAGUGCAAGGCUGCCUCUAAUAGUGGGGAUAAAGAGGUAGCUGGAACAGACACAGAGCAGGAUGGAGAUGUGAAACCUCCGGUAAAAGAAGACCCAGAGGUCUCCAUCAAGCAGGAGAUCAAGACUGAAACAGCGUCGCCAAACAAGGAGCCGAACCAACCAUCGCCGAGCAGCGAUGUCACGGACAAGAAACCUUCGACGGCAGAGGCCGACGAUGUCAAGAACUGUCCCAAGAGCUCAAAGAAGGACCAUGGGGCCAAAGCAGGCUCGCAUGGGGACAGCGACUCCAGUGCCACUUGCAGUGCUGACGAAGUGGAAGAAACGGACAACACAGAAAAGAACAGAAUGAUGUCUCCGCGUCCAAGCCUACUGAACUACACUCAUGAUGGGGUCAUCUCAUCCCCGCUGCAGAAGCCCAUGGACCUUAAACAGCUCAAGCAGCGGGCGGCUGCCAUCCCACCAAUUAUACCAGAAGCGUCAGUCCAAGGCAAUCAGCGGAGUGGGGGUGCCAAGGCUGUGUUGCCACCCCACGCUUUGGCACUGUACCAGCAGCAGAUCACCAUGGCUCACGGGGAGUCGUCUCAGGAGGUCAAACAACAACAGCAGCCGCAGCUUUCGGGCCAGCCAGGCAAACAGCAGCCUUAUUCUCAACAAAUAGAAAGAGACAGGGAGGCUCCGCAUAGCAGCAGCCCUCGCAUCCGCCCACGCAGCCCUUCCACUGGUGACAAGGAUGAAAAGUCUUUCUCUUCACACGGUGACGUCAAGAGGCCCGCACUGGGCCCCGAUGACCUAAGGUCCGCUAACUUGGGUCGAGCGGUUUUGUCACCGUUCCCCGUGUCCCCGCGAGACAUGGCCAAGAUCAGCCACGACCAGCACCUGCUCCAAUUCAACUCAUUCCAGCAAGUGGGCCACCCAGUACUUCCUGGUUUGCAACAGGAUAGUGCCAGACAAGCUGCAGUGAGACCCCUCAUCAUGCCAGAGCCCCCACCUCUCAUUUCCUCAACCAAGCCAGGGGGCUCCAUCACACAGGGGACUCCUGUACAGUUGCACAGCCCAGCUCAUGGGUUCGAACAUGGGAAAAUGCUUUCUACUCAGAUGAGCUUGUCUUGGAUUGAUCAGAGGAAAGGUGGUGGUCCAUUCCCUGUGGUCAAGCAGGAGCAGUUAUCCCCCCGCAGCUUGUCCUUGCAAGCUGACAACCCAUCUACCCAAGGUGCACCUCAUGAUGGUGGAAGAGCUGUUCAGGGAGGUAGCAUCACGAAGGGUAUCCCAGGGACCAGAAUGCAUCCAGAUUCCGCAAUCUCCUACAGAGGCGGCUCCAUCACUCAGGGGACACCGGCCGAUGUGCUGUAUAAGGGAACCAUAACCCGUCUGAUCACAGAGGACAGCGCCAGCCGUGCUGACAGGGAGCGGGACGACGCCUUGUCCAAAGGUCAUGUGGUCUACGAGGGAAUAAGUGGCCACAUCCUCACAUACGACCGUCCAGUUUCUCAAACCUCUAAAGAUGAGGGUAGAGGGCCAGGACAAGCUGGUGAAAUUCUUGGGCUAAAGCGUCCUUAUGACGUGAUGGAGGGAGGCAUCUCCCGUGGUCUGCCGAUGAGGGAUUCCCUGUCUGCUUCCAACUGUGAAGGUCUAAUUGGCCGAGCCAUGCCUCAUGACAGGGACAGCCCGCACCACACACCUUAUAAAGAUGCGCAUCACAUACGGGGUUCCAUCUCACAAGGUAUACCACGUCAUCUGGACCCUCAGGAUAGCUACCUGAGAAGGGAGGCCAAGCAAAUGAAACGAGAGAACUCUCCGCCACAUGGGGCCAGUUCACUGUCAGACCCGAUAAAGGGCAGGGAGGCCAUGGUGCCCACAGUGAAGGAGGGUGGGCGCUCCAUCCACCUCAUUCCCAGGGAGGAGCUCAGGCAGACAGCCAAGGAGGGCAUUAUAACGCCGGGAACUCCCAUGAAGCAGGAAGCUGGCGGCUCAGGUAAACGACACGACGUCCGCUCCAUCAUAGCCAGCUCGCCGCGUUCCUACCAUAACGCACCGCCUCACCUGGAGAUGCGGGCAGACAGGGCACGCUAUGACGAGGCACCCAAAGGACGCCUGAGUGCGGUGGUCAGCACCGCCAGCCCGAUAGCUCGCUCUUCUCCCCUGACGCUGGCUUCAGAGCAGGGAAGCAAAUCGCAUCACAGCCCCGUCAGCUACGAGGACAAAGGAACCUUGAGAAACGCUUACCCUGGGCCGUCACACCGCGGCUCGCCGCUUUCCAGGGAGGCAAGUCAGCGGCAACAUGAUGGCUCCAGUAAGAAAGAACCUCAGGAGCGAAAAGCCACACCGACCCCGAGGGAGAUGAGUGCUACCAAAUCGCCUCUCCCGGGGGUUCCUGACCAGCAGACCUACGAGCGUCUGUUGCAGGGCCUCGGAGCCGACGUUUACAGACAAAUUCCUUUGGCCUUCGAUCCUGCGGCUCUGCCUCGCGGCAUCCCCAUUGACCCAGCCUACUACUUGCCUCGCCAUCUGGCCCCCAACCCGGCGUACCCUCAUCCCUAUCCCUACCUCAUCCGGGGCUUUCCAGACACGGCGGCCCUGGAGAACCGGCAGACGCUGCUCAACGACUACAUAACUUCCCAGCAAAUGCACCAGUGGCCUGCAGCGGCUGCCAUGGCUGCUCAGCGCUCAGACAUGCUAAGGGGCCUUACUCCACGAGAUCAGCCCCUUCCUAUGCCUUACUCUGCAGCCCCUCGUGGAAUCAUUGAUCUAUCUCAGGUGCCGCACUUACCUGUCCUGGUCCCUCCCUCUGCAGGGACAGCCAGCUCCCCAAUGGACCGUAUCACCUACAUCCCAGGGGGGAGUGCCACCUUCCCUGGCAGGCCUUACACCACUCCCCCAAUCUCACCCGUUGGCUCCUCGCACAUGAACAAGAUGCAAGGCGCUUCCUGUUCUUCAGAACGCGAGCGUGAAAGAGAACGCGAUCGUGACAGAGAGCGGGAUCGGGAGAGAGAACGCGACAGGGAUCGUGACAGAGAGAGAGAGCGGGACAGAGAAAAGGGUGGAGCAAACGUGGAGCAUGCCCCCAUUUGGCGACCAGGUACAGAGCACAGCUUAGCAAGCAGUAGCAGUGUGAGAUCUUCUUCGCAGCCAUACAGCCACCAGCAUUCACCAGUGUCCCCUCGCACCCAAGACAAUGUGCAGCAAAGACCAAGUGUCCUGCACAAUACUGGAAGCAAGAAUCUUUCUUCCGAACACCCCAGCCCCUCUGUGUUACGAUCCAUACCUUCAGGACCCUCCCGUUACCAGGGUUACCACGGUCAUCUUCAAAGGACCGGUUUGCCCCCCGAGGCCUACGCCUCUGCCCUGGACUCGAGCGGAGCCAAAGAGCAGAGUCGUGAAGGAGGCAAAAACAGGGGACUACCCAAGCAAGUCCAAGACCAGCACGGGCCCUCGAGCAAGUCGGACCCCAAGCUUACAAGCCCCAGCCAGGGAGGAAUAUACCCAAGUCCUUAUUCCUCGAUUUCAGGACGACCACCGCACCUGCAGUUGGAAAACCCUCCCGGCCGCGGGGACAGUGGUACACCUAGUAGGGAAAAUACUCAAAAUAAAGUGAUGUCCAUUCAGGAACAAGAGCUCAGAGCACUCGGUAAGACCACCAUGACUGCGGCCAACUUCAUAAACGCGAUUAUUAUGCGUCAAAUUUCUUGUGAAACGGGGAUGCCAGAGACGGGCUCGCUUGUUGCCAGCGGCGCCACUGAUGCUCAACAGAAGAUGGAGUCACAUGUUCUGUACCGUCCUCCGUCCGAGGAGAGGCUUUCGCCAGGCCAGAAGCCGCCUUCUCCUUGUGUGAAAGGCAGCCAAAGGGUCGUCACCCUGGCUCAGCACAUCAGCGAGGUGAUAACGAAGGAUUACACGAGGCAGAGUCAGCAGCAGCAUCAACAAGGUUACCACGGCUCGCCCAUCCUGGACUUGACCCGCCCUCCCAGUGCCUCACAGCCAGUGAGCCAGGAGGCUCCCCAAGUGGCCCGCUAUCCCGAGGGCCUCGGGGGCGAUCGUAACAGAGACCGGUCUCCUCCUCAGUCCAAGUGUUCUCCGAUCAGUGUUUCCAAUGACUGCAUCGAACCGGUUUCUCCUGCUGGGGCCAACUCUGAGCCUGAAAUCCAGGGAGGAGGCUCCUAUCCCAAUGAGCAAGGAGAGCAAGUCUCCCCAAGAACGGGUGUGUGUACUUUUGCCUCCCACAGAAUGGGCUCCCGUUCCCCGCCCAACACCUCGCAGCCCCCCGCUUUCUUCAGCAAGCUGACUGAGAACACCUCGGCUAUUGUGAAAUCAAAGAAGCAGGAGAUGAUCAAGAAGAUGACCGUGGUGGGAAACGACGAUUUUAAUGCGGGUCAGCCCGGAACAGAAAUCUUCAAUAUGCCAGCAUCUACAACAGCAGGAUCGGUGGGCGUUCGCAGCCACCCGGCCCCAGAGACGCCCGGCAGCUCCAUCGGUCUGGAGGCCAUCAUAAGAAAGGCCUUAAUGGGAAAAUACGACGAUCAGCCCGAGGAACGCUCGCCAGCCGCUUGCGCCAACCCGCUCGCCUCGGGUCUGCCCGUUGCCUUGAGCGGAACGGACGGCCGCGCAGAGGACACUUUCUUGCAAGGUGGGGGGAAGCCCUCAAAGGGCGGCGGGCGCUCCAACGGGCGCAAGGCCAAGUCCCCGGGACCCGGCCUGUCGGGGGGCGAGAGGCCGUCCUCCGUGUCCUCGGUCCAUUCGGAAGGAGACUGUAACAGAAGAACGCCGCUGACCAACCGAGUGUGGGAAGACCGGCCCUCGUCCACAGGUUCGACGCCGACCCCCUUCCCGUGCAACCCGUUGAUUAUGCGUUUCCCCGGCGGGACGGUUUCGGUUCCCUCGCCUUCGUCCGGGCAGCCGGCGGGCCACGUGGCCGCUCAGGGGCAGGGCCGCGCCUGGGAGGAGGAGCCCAAGCCGCUGCUCAUGUCUCAGUACGAGUCGCUGUCCGACAGCGAGUGAGCGGCACGGACGCGCGUGGGCCGAACGCGCGCUCACUCCAGGAUUCUGUGAACAACUCGUCCCUUCUUUUUCACAUCUCCUCGCCGGCCGUGCACGUUCACCGCGCUCAAGCGCUUCCGCGUUUGCUUGCCGGGUGGGAUUCUCGUCAAGUCGGCAGCCCGACCGGCGAGAGGCCCCUCGGACAUUUCUUGAGUGUCUGCCUUGCUCCAGGCGCAUGCAAGUGAUGGGACUAAACUUUGUUGUUGUUCUUUGAUUUGAUUGUUUGUUUUUGUCCUUGGUUCUUUUUCUUUUCUCAACUCACUGAGUCUCGUGAUUGGAAAGCGAUGGCGGACAACAAGUCCCUUUUUGGUGUUGAAUGUUCUUCGGUUAUAGUGUACGCGUGCCGGUCCUCGAUCUGCAAAGACGAAUGCUUUUGGGGUCGGGGGGCUCAUAUCAUUGGUUUACAGGGUAAACGUCCCGUCGCUCGCUGAUGUCGUCCGUCGGCGAGGGUCCCGAGGAACGGCCGCCGCCCGCCGAGGUCAGCUGUCCCGUCGGACCUUUCGCCACACGACGGCGCUCAGACAAGUGACGCGCUCGCUGUUUUUAUAUUCACCGCUUUUAGGAUAUUAAGCACUUAGUAGUUGGCCCGUCGGCAACGGCGUCGCGCCGAAAGCAGCGCGGCGGACGCGAUCUCCGCGCGGCGUGAUUUCAAACGACCCGAGCGCCAAUCGCGCCGGUCGAGCCGGUCGUCGGCAUCGACGAGGUGGACCUCGGUCCUCUCCCGGCCUGCCGGGUUCCCGCUUUGGAGCUUUCGUGACAGUCUGACCUUUGACCUUGUACUGCAUAGAGGGAAGACCCUUAGCUUCGCUACUGCGCAACUUUUGUACAUUGGAAUAUAUUCUUCAUGUUAAGUGCCAUUUAUUUUCCACGCACAGUGCUGAAGUUACCAAGUAACGCGUCAUGUUUUUUUCUUUCGGGCCCCACCUUUGCCAGGGUUUCUUCUGUGCAUGCUGGGAAUUGUCAACAUAGAAGCAAAUGAAAUGUCAUGCAUUGCCAAAACUCAAAAUCUUACCAAGAAGAGUUGUCUUAAAAAAAAGUCUUAAAACUAAUCUGAUUACACUUCCAAUAAAAAAAAAAAAAAAAAAAGCAAAUUGUUUUGAGACCAUUUUCACUUGUUUCAAGCUCAUUUUGACUUCCAGCAAGCAAGCGAGCAGAGUUAUGUUGAGCGCGCAGGUGUCAAAGUCCAGCCUGCCUGCGUACCGAGCGGACAAAUGAUGUGAGGAGCGCACUGUGUAUUGAAAGGACAGCAAGACGAAAAAUUGCCGUUGACCUAAAGUGGCGAGUCUCAUUUGAAUUUGUUUUGACCGGAAAUAAGACGAAUCUUCUCGGUAAGCUUUUUGAGUUUUUGCAGCGCAGCGAGCUUUUUCAACCGCAAAGCGAAGCAAUCGGUCCUCGCGUGACGUUUUCUCCAUGGCGACCGCUGCGACGCUCGACUCCACUGCGCUCGAUUGUGGGCGGGUUCGAGGGAGGUGAGGGGGGGGAGAAAGCGCUGCGAAGCAGCGACGACGACAACAACAACAACAAAAGGCUGCUGUCCAAGGUCGGAUGGCCCCGUGUGAAGUUUGGGCCUUGUGGUAUUUUCUCGGAGUUUAGCGACGUCCGUGUUUUGGGCCGACCUCCUGUCCCUCCUCCAUCCCGCCUCUUGAUGGUGACGCGCGUCACGCCUGCACAAUGCUCAUUUCAGCCAUCUUUGGGCCGUUUUUUGUUUGUGCCCCCGCCCCCACGUGGAGUUUGUUUAAUUUGGCCACACGUUGUACAGUGUCUGUCGCUCCACGGUUUUAUCAUGAAUCCAUUGAUGAAGUUGAAGAAUGUGAGCGAAAACAGAUUCAGAUUCAAGUCAUAUUUAGCUGUUGCUUUAACGGAUGACGGACUAAUCCACUGAUUUUUAAAAAGUUUACUAAAUUGAAUUUUAACAUGCAUUCAUUUUGCCUUUGGUCCCACAGUUUUGUCCAACCGCAGUUUGUUGACAUGUCAAAAAUAAUAACAUGAAUAUCAAAUGUGGUCCCUGGGGGGAGGGCGGGGCUGUGGGGAAAUUCUAACAUUGUUCCACCAUUUUGUUCAUAAUGUUUUUUUGUUUUUUUUUUAUAUAAUUAUAACCCACUGUAUAAUAACAAGGAUUGUAUAUAAAACUAAAUAGAUGUAAAUAUUUAUGUGGCUUGCUUCUAGGUUGGUUUUACCAAAACAAACAAACAAAAAACACACACGGUUAAAUUCUACAUGCCCACCAGCAAGCUUUGUGGAUAGCAGUGUACAAAUGGAAAACAAAUAAGACACUGCCUUAAUGUUGAAAUAAAAACCUUAUUGCCA
Messenger RNA from Phyllopteryx taeniolatus (common seadragon), 9902 nucleotides. RefSeq names its product nuclear receptor corepressor 2 (gene ncor2). The coding region runs from base 354 to 7556 and encodes 2400 amino acids. NCBI's taxonomy places the organism in Eukaryota, Metazoa, Chordata, Actinopteri, Syngnathiformes, Syngnathidae. Gene Ontology annotation, biological process: negative regulation of transcription by RNA polymerase II. Gene Ontology annotation, molecular function: transcription corepressor activity. The record is from RefSeq and is a predicted model, not a curated record. The transcript has 46 exons.